AUGGACUCGGCAGCCGCGAACGGGCACUUGGAGACCGUGCAGUGGCUCCCCGCGCACCGCGUCGAAGGCGGCACCGAGGCCGGCGUUGUCGAGAUUCGGGACCGCACGUCGGUGGCCGACGACGAUGAGUCGGACGCUUCGGGCGACGACCCUAACCACCGACGCUGGUCCGUGUUGUAA
Molecule: messenger RNA, 180 nt
Organism: Saprolegnia parasitica CBS 223.65
Lineage: Eukaryota; Oomycota; Saprolegniomycetes; Saprolegniales; Saprolegniaceae
Exons: 2
Coding region: 1-180 (59 amino acids)
Source: RefSeq, a predicted model, not a curated record